Molecule: messenger RNA, 4083 nt
Organism: Penicillium atrosanguineum
Lineage: Eukaryota; Fungi; Ascomycota; Eurotiomycetes; Eurotiales; Aspergillaceae
Product: phosphoribosylformylglycinamidine synthase
Exons: 1
Coding region: 1-4083 (1360 amino acids)
Biological process (GO): 'de novo' IMP biosynthetic process
Molecular function (GO): phosphoribosylformylglycinamidine synthase activity
Source: RefSeq, a predicted model, not a curated record
AUGACUCCUACCGAUUCCUUCCUGGCCAUCCCGGGCUCGGUGGCGUUCUCUCGUUCGCGAGGACUUGCCAUUGCUGCCAGCUUGGGAGUCAAGGACGUUCGGGCUCAAUUCAUCCACUACGUCCACCUUACCCAGCCGCUGGAUGAGCGUCAACGCGCUGUGCUGGAGCAACUGCUGCGAUACGGCGAUAUCACCGACGUUCCCCCCAUCUUCACCUCCGACGACGGCCAGUUCGAUACCUUCUACGUUUACCCUCGCACCGGAACUAUCUCGCCAUGGAGCUCCCAGGCUACCGGAAUCUCGCACGUCUGCGGCCUCCGCCAAUUUGUGAAGCGCAUUGAACGUGGUAUGAUGGUCUCCUGCCUUCGCAACGAUGCUGAGGACUACAAGACUGGAUACUUGGACACCCUGCAUGAUCGCAUGACCCAGAUCAUCAGUAAGGAUGAACCUGAGCUGAGCCAGAUGUUCUCUGAGCACGCUCCUCAGCCCCUCAAGACUAUUUCCCUCCAGGGUGGCAGUAAGUCCCCCAAGGAGGUCCUCCAGGAGGCCAACAAGGAGCUUGGUCUCGCUUUGGAUGACUCGGAAAUCGAUUAUCUUGCCGAGGCCUAUGGUCCGAACGGCGCAAUUGCUCGCGAUCCGACCGAUGUCGAGCUUUUCAUGUUUGCUCAGGUCAACUCUGAGCACUGUCGCCACAAGCAGUUCAAUGCCUCGUGGGUCAUCGAUGGCAAGCCCAUGCCCAACAGCCUCUUUGCUAUGAUUCGCAACACUCACAAGAAGAAUCCUGAAUAUACCGUCAGUGCCUACAGUGACAACGCUGCUGUUCUCGAGGGUUCUGAGGGUGCGUUCUGGGCCCCUAACACCACCACCGGAGAGUGGUCGCACACCAAGGAACUUGUGCAUUUUUUGGCAAAGGUUGAGACUCACAAUCACCCUACUGCCGUCUCUCCUUACCCUGGUGCCGCUACCGGAUCUGGUGGCGAGAUUCGUGACGAGGGUGCCGUCGGUCGUGGCUCCCGCCCUAAGGCUGGCCUGGCUGGAUACUGUGUGUCCGAUCUCUUGAUUCCCGGACACCGUCAACCCUGGGAGCUUGACGUUGGCAAGCCCAAUCAUAUUGCUAGCGCCUUGGACAUCAUGUUGGAGGCCCCUAUCGGUAGUGCUGCGUUCAACAACGAGUUCGGUCGUCCCUGCACGGCUGGUUACUUCCGUACCCUCUUGACCGAGAUUGAUAUUGGCAAGGGUCAGAAGGAGGUGCGUGGCUACCACAAGCCCAUCAUGAUUGCUGGUGGUGUCGGUACCGUCCGCCCCCAGCACGCUCUGAAAAAUCCCGACGUCGUCAAGCCCGGUUCUUUCCUUGUUGUCCUAGGUGGCCCCGCCAUGCUCAUUGGUCUUGGAGGUGGUGCUGCCUCUAGUAUUGCCUCAGGUGAGGGAUCUGCGGACCUUGACUUCGCCAGUGUCCAGAGAGGCAAUGCCGAAGUCCAGCGCAGAGCCCAAGAGGUCAUCAACGCUUGUGUUUCCAUGGGUGACAACAACCCUAUCAAGUUUAUUCACGAUGUUGGCGCCGGUGGUCUGUCGAACGCUCUUCCCGAGCUCAUUCACGACUCGGGCCUGGGAGCCAAAUUCGAGCUGCGCGAGAUUGACAGCGCCGACCGAAGCAUGAGCCCCAUGCAGAUCUGGUGCUGCGAAGCUCAGGAGCGUUACGUCCUUGCCGUUGGCGAGGACAGCAUGAACAAGUUCACUGCUAUUGCUCAGCGUGAGCGCUGCGGUUUCUCGGUUGUUGGUCGUGGAGGCGGUACUUCCGAGGAGGAGAAGCGUUUGAUCCUGCUCGACCGGGAGUCUAAGGAAUACCCGGCUCCCAUCGAUCUGCCCUUGUCUGUGCUUUUCGGCAAGACGCCUCGCAUGACCAGGACCGUUGACUCGCGCAAAUUGACUCUGCCUGCUGUGGACUCCAGCCUCAUCAAGUAUCUUCCUUCGCUUACUUCGAAGACUGAGCUUGUUGGCGAGGCCGUCAACCGCGUUCUGUCUCUGCCGGCCGUCGGCUCUAAGUCUUUCCUGAUCACCAUUGGUGACCGUACUGUCGGUGGUCUUACUGCUCGUGACCAGAUGGUUGGCAAGUGGCAGACCCCCGUUGCCGAUGUUUCUGUCACUGCCACCUCUCUGCUUCAUGGCGUGAAGACCGGUGAGGCUAUGGCUAUGGGUGAGAAGCCCACUUUGGCUCUGAUCUCUUCCAGUGCCUCUGCCCGCAUGGCCGUCGCUGAGUCCCUGAUGAACCUUGCUGCUUCUGACUUGGUGGACCGCCUCAGCCGCGUUAAGCUCUCUGCUAACUGGAUGUCGGCUGGCAGCCACCCUGGCGAGGGUGCUGCUAUCUACGAGGCUGUUGAGGCCAUUGGUCUCGAGCUGUGCCCCAAGCUUGGCAUCAGUAUUCCCGUCGGAAAAGACUCUAUGUCCAUGAAGAUGAAGUGGAAGGACGAGGCUUCGAAUGAGGCCAAGGAGGUCACUGCGCCUAUGUCGCUCGUUAUCUCUUCCUUCGCUCCGGUCAGCGACUUCCGCAAGACCUGGACCCCCGCUCUCCGCAGCCUCGAGGACGUGGGAGAGACUGUUCUCAUGUUCGUCGACCUUGGAAUCGGCCGGAAGACUCUCGGUGGAUCUGCCCUCGCUCAGGUCUUCAACGAGGUCGGCAAUGAGUGCCCCGAUAUCCAUGACGUCGAUCUCUUCCGUGACUUCUUCGACGCCACUCAGCAGCUGCAGGAGGCUGGUAUUGUCUUGGCCUACCACGACCGCUCCGACGGUGGUCUGCUGACUACUCUUGCUGAGAUGAUGUUCGCCGGCCGCUGCGGUGUUGAGGUCAUGAUCGACAACAUCUGCUCUUCCUUCCACACCAAGGACGUCGUUGAGUCUCUCUUCAACGAGGAGCUGGGUGCCGUCUUCCAGGUUCGUAAGGAGCAUGAGAUUCAGUUCCGUUCUGCCUUCGCCACCUGCGGUCCUCCUCCUGGCCUGAUCCAUAAGAUUGGUCGUGUCUCCGAAAAGUCCAAGCAGAACCUCACCAUCUACCACAAGGCUUCUCUGGUGUACCGCAACACCCGGUCCAACCUCCAGCAGACCUGGGCCAAGACCUCCUACCACAUGCAGAAGCUCCGUGACAACGCUGAGUGCGCCGAGCAGGAGUUCGCCAACAUCCUCGACGAUGCCAACCCCGGUCUGUCGUGGAACCCUACCUUCGACCCCAAGGAUCAUGGCCUGCCAUUCAUGACCAGCCUCUCUCAGUACUCGCCCUUCACCAACAAGCCCCGUGUCGCCAUUCUGCGUGAGCAAGGUGUCAACAGCCAGGCCGAGAUGGCCUUCGCCUUCAACACCGCCGGCUUCUCCGCCGUCGAUGUCCACAUGACCGACCUCAUCUCAGGCCGCGUCUCCCUAUCCACCUUCGCCGGUCUCGCCGCUUGCGGUGGUUUCUCCUACGGUGAUGUCCUCGGCGCCGGUCAAGGUUGGGCCAAGUCAGUUCUCCUGCACGAGAACACUCGCAAGGAGUUCCAGGCCUUCUUCGAGCGUCCCGACACCUUCGCUCUCGGUGUCUGCAACGGUUGUCAGUUCUUGUCUCGUGUCAAGGAGCUUAUCCCCGGUGCCCGCAACUGGCCCAGCUUCGAGCGCAACACCAGCGAGCAGUACGAAGGUCGUGUGGCCAUGGUCCGCAUCUCCGACCCCGACCCUUCGCGUCCCAGUGUCUUCUUCCACGGCAUGGACGGCUCCUCAUUCCCCAUUGCCGUUGCUCACGGCGAAGGUCGUGCUUCCUUCGCCGGUAGCCCGUCUAUGACUGCCAAGGACUUCGUUCGCGAAGACCUUGCCCCCGUCCGCUACGUCGACAACGCCACCCUUAAGCCGACUAUGACCUACCCUUUCAAUCCCAACGGCAGUCCCGAGGGUAUCGCAGGUGUUCGCAGUCCCGACGGCCGUGUCCUGGCUAUCAUGCCUCACCCUGAGCGUACCGUCAUGGGCGGCAUUGCCAGCUACCUGCCUCCCCACGCCGAGGAGUGGGGUGAGAUUGGUCCCUGGGGCCGCAUCUUCUUCAGCGCCAGACGCUGGGUCGGUUAG